CAGGGCAAAGGCUUCCCCUGCUCUCCAAGCUGGUGGAGGACGCCCUGCAGAUCUGCAGCCAGCACCUUGGCAGCCUGAACCAUGAGGACAUCGACAGGGACUCCUCGUAUCCCCGCAUGACACAGGCCAACUGGGACCACUUCCUGCAGGGCUACUACCGUGUGGUGCAUGAAGGGGCCGAGCUGGUGCUGAGCGAGGCACAGCGGGAGCGGUGCCAGACCCUGCUGCGGUGCCUCGGGGAGCACCUGCCCCAGCUGGACAUGGAGGGGGUCUGCAAUGUCUGGGUCCUCAAGCCCGGUGCCAAAUCCCGUGGUGAGGGCGUCGUCUGCUUGACGCAGCUGAAGGAGGUGCUGCAGCUGGUGGGGAGCUGCAAGGCCCUCUCGGGACCGCCGAAAGACUGGGUUGUGCAGAAGUACGUGGAGCGGCUGCUGCCCAUUUUCAACACCAAAUUCGACAUCCGGCAAUGGUUCCUGGUGACCAACUGGUCCCCACUGACCGUCUGGUUUUACCGGGACAGCUACCUGCGCUUCUGCUCUCAGCCCUUCUCCCUGAGCCACCUGGACUCCGCUGGCCACCUCUGCAACGUCUCCAUCCAAAGGCACUACAGGCAAACACAGAACCUGCACCCCCAGCUGCCCCGCGACCAGAUCUGGUCGAGCCGGCAGUUCCAGGCCUACCUGGCGCAGAUGGGGCGGGCAGACGCCUGGCAGCAGGUGAUAGUGCCGGGGAUGAAGGCGGCGGUGUUGGGGGCCCUGCGCAGCGCCCAGGAGCUGGUGAGCUUCCGCAAGGGCAGUUUUGAGCUCUUUGGGGCCGAUUUUAUCAUCGACAAGGAUUGCCAGCCCUGGCUGCUGGAGAUCAACGUCAACCCCACCAUGGCCCCCUCCGCGGUGGUGACCAGACGGCUCUGUGCCGCUGUCCAGCGGGACACGCUGCGGGUGGUGAUCGACCACAGGGACAACCCUGCCAGCUCCACCGGUGCCUUCGAGCUCAUCUACAAGGAG
This is a messenger RNA of Mesitornis unicolor (brown roatelo), 1001 nucleotides long. Its product is annotated as tubulin monoglycylase TTLL3-like. Lineage: Eukaryota; Metazoa; Chordata; Aves; Mesitornithiformes; Mesitornithidae. The annotation marks the transcript as partial. Gene Ontology annotation, biological process: cilium movement; cilium assembly; protein polyglycylation. Gene Ontology annotation, cellular component: cilium. The transcript is spliced from 5 exons. The record is from RefSeq and is a predicted model, not a curated record. Gene Ontology annotation, molecular function: protein-glycine ligase activity, initiating.